Biomphalaria glabrata is the source of this 3640-nucleotide messenger RNA. RefSeq names its product serine/threonine-protein kinase ULK3-like. Gene Ontology annotation, biological process: peptidyl-serine phosphorylation; autophagy; protein autophosphorylation. The transcript is spliced from 15 exons. The record is from RefSeq and is a predicted model, not a curated record. The coding region runs from base 52 to 1629 and encodes 525 amino acids. NCBI's taxonomy places the organism in Eukaryota, Metazoa, Mollusca, Gastropoda, Planorbidae. Gene Ontology annotation, cellular component: cytoplasm; autophagosome. Gene Ontology annotation, molecular function: ATP binding; protein serine/threonine kinase activity.
AAUCGAGUUGUAAGGAGCAAGUAACUCGAACUAAAAUGAUGUGCAAUCAUAAUGGCAACAAACAACUUGUCAACAAAUCAAGAAUUAAUAGCUAAACCCUCAUUACCUCAAUAUGUUUUCACAGAAAAGCUGGGAAGCGGAACAUACGCUACUGUCUUCAAAGCGUAUAGAAAGUGUGGUGAGCGGGAAGUUGUUGCGGUUAAAUGUGUUCUUAAAAGUAGUUUGAAUAAAGCUUCAACAGAAAACUUGCUGACUGAAAUUGAACUUUUGAAAGCUUUGAAACAUGAACACAUUGUCAUACUUAAAGAUUUUCAGUGGGAUACAAAUUACAUUUAUUUAAUUAUGGAAUACUGCAGUGGAGGUGAUCUUUCAAGAUUUAUCAGAAGUAAAAGAGCAUUACCAGAACAUAUGGUCAAAAGAUUUCUGCAACAAAUAGCUUCAGCAAUGAAAUUUCUAUGGGAUAACAAUGUGGCACACAUGGAUUUGAAACCUCAAAAUAUCUUGCUCACAUCAGAAAGCAGUCCACAAAUUAAAUUAGCAGACUUUGGUUUUGCAAAAAAUUUGUAUGAUGGAGACAGAGUUUAUGUGAUGCGAGGUUCUCCUCUGUACAUGGCACCCGAAAUUAUAUGUAGAGGUGUCUAUGACAACAGAGUUGAUCUGUGGUCUAUUGGGGUAAUAUUAUAUGAAUGUCUUUUUGGGAAAGCACCCUUUGCAUCAAAAAGUUUUAAAGAGCUCGGAGAAAAAAUAUGGGAUCAAAAGCCUAUUGAGAUUCCUCCAGGGUUUAAUAUAUCUGACAAUGCUAGGGAUCUCAUUCUAAGACUACUACAGAGAGUACCAGCAAGAAGAAUUACAUUUGAAGAGUUUUUUGCUCACCCAUUUGUUGACAUGGAACACAUUCCGUCAAAAGAUUCUCUACCAAAAGCUAUUGCUUUAAUAGAUAGAGCUGUCAAAAAAGACGAAGAAGGAGACUAUAAAGCUGCUGUAAAACUUUAUUGUGAGGCUCUCGACUUCUUUAUGCCAGCUAUACACUAUGAGAAAAGUUUAGAAAAGAAGAAAGCUCUACGAUCGAAGGUGAAGGAGUAUAUGGACCGUGCAGAAACUUUGAAACAGUUUAUGAAAAAAGAACUUCAGAAUCCUUCAACAUCACCAAAGCCUAGAGCCAACAGCUUACCAAAAACACCUGCUGGUUCAUCAUCGCCAACAGCUCCCAGUUUGACAAAUCAAGACAGUUCACCAGUAGCUAAUAAAUGUGAUUCAUCCCCUAAAACUUUAUUGGAUAGAUCUACUUCCUGUGAUAUUUCAGAACUUAAGUCACUGUGUUCAGAUUCACAAGAACUUAGUGCAAUACUGAAACUUGUCAGUGCAGCAGAGUUUGAGGAACAAAAAGAAGAUUUUGAAAAUUGUCUGCAUCACUAUGAGCUAGCACUAGGUGGCUUGUUGAAACUAUUGCCAGGUGAACCCAAGGGUAGAAGAAAAGAACUUCUCAACUCACAGGCCACUAAAUGGAUGGAAAAAGCAGAAAAGAUUAAGUCUUAUUUGGAUGUCAGAAAUUUAAAUACCCAAGACACAUCAGCUCAAGAAGAAUUGGCUGAAACAAGUUACUUUAGUCAGCUAUCAGUGUUUCCUUGAAACUGGCAAUGAGUUCAUUAAGAACAUUAUUUCCAUUAGGUUUAGAUGUAAGUAAAUUUUUCACUGUCUGCAUGUGGAUUGUUAAAAGAGAACUUUAAUUGCCACCCACCCACUGUAGACAAUGGCAUUGUCUAGUUGGAUUUGCCAAAAUAGUUAGGUCACAGCAGGUUCUGUGACCUACUUUGCUCUUUCUUAAUCUUUAGACUUGAAGAUAGGCCUUUAUUAAAUAAAUGUAGCCAAGCUUGGACCUUUUAUAAAUAAUUUUAAAAUUUGCAAUAGCCAUGGUAAAAAUCUUUUUUUAACAAUAUAUCUUAUCCAGGACAUCACAAAAACAUUUCAAUAUUUGAUACAUUACCAUUUACCUGUAUUAAAAUUGAUUCAAUACAUUUUAUUAACAAAUCAAUUAAUUUUUCUAAAGCAAGUUCAAAAGUUACAGUGUGUGCAAGAAUUCAGUAGCAAUUGGUCAAUAUACUAAUAACUAGUGCAAGAAGAAUUCAAUAGCCAUUGGUCAAUAUACUAAUAACUAAUUAUUCUUGUUCAAUAAUUCCAUUUUGUUUUUUUUUUUUUUUUGUAUUUUUGUGGCUAUUGCUGCAUACAAAAUCAUCUGUUUAAGAUGUGCAAAAUUGGCAUGCUUUUUUUUUGUUCCUGUGUUUGCAAAGAAUGUUAACCAUCUUUCCAAAAAAUACAUAUUUAAGUGCAUCAACUUAGCAAAGUAAUAAACAUUUUUUUUUUAAGAGGUGCUCAUAUGUAUCACACAUUUUGCACAGGCUCUUGGCUGCAGUUGAUAAUGUCUACCUAAAAUUAAGUCUAAAAGUAGUAUUUCUUCACUAUGUUAAACUUACUUUGAAAAAAAAAGACUUAUAGGUACUAAUAGUAAAAGCUUAAUUUAAAUCUAUGUACCAUUUGAAUUUUUUAAGUAUUUUCUUUUUGGACUUUACAUUUUUCAAGUUGUUUUUUUUUUUCAAAUCUAGAAUUUCUUAACCUGGCUUUACUUUAAACUAAAAAAAAAACACAGCUAUGAGAGUUUUUCUUUCCAUAGUAAAGGAUAUUGACUGAUAGACAUUCUCACAUGACUCAAGUUUACUGGAAGAUCAUCAUCCCACUUCUUUCAGUUGUAUGUCUAUGUCUUGUUCAUAAAAGUUUUUUUUUUGUUCCCUCUCUGUUUAUGUAUGUUUAACUAAGUCUGACCCCUGGAUGAUCUCUAAAUGUUGUCGCUCUUUUCUGUUGCUCAAGCUGCUGGUGUUGAAUGUAUAUGUUGUUGUUGUUUUUUCAAAUAACAUGUUGAUGUUACAAAAUCUUCAGAUGAUUCCUAUUUACCAUUACAGUGUCAUACUUUUUACUUUUUCAUAUAUAUAUAUAUAUAUAUAUAUAUAUAUAUAUAUAUAUAUAUAUAUAUAUAUAUAUAUAUAUAUAUAUAUAUUACACUAAAGUAUAAUUGUUAGAAGAAGAAUAACAUUAGUGUGGAAAGAAGAGAAUUAGUUAAUGGCAGUCUGGGAUGCUGUUAAAAAUAUUAUUUUAUUUUCAAUGUGUUCAUGUAAAACUCGUCAUCUUAAUAAAUGAAUGAAAAGCUCUGGAUUGUUAGUGACGUUUGUCAAUGUAAAUCUUUAACAAUAAGAAUAAUAGCCCAAAUUUAUAAAGACUUUUUGAAUUUCUAUGAAGGUUAAAGGUUAGUUUUAAAUGAUGAAACAAAAAGACAAUAGUCUUUUUAAACUGUGCAUUCCUUCAAAGCCUUUUAUUUUACAAGCUGUAUUAACUAUUUACAUUUUACAAUGAGGAAUAUAAAGGGAAGUCAAAGAAGAGCUUUUGUGUAUGUUUUCUUGAAAGAGUUUUAGCUUAACAGUAAUUCAAGCUUUUUAAAAUAUGAAUUGGUGAUCAGGUUAUGAAACCAAAAGUGCCACUAUGUUCCUUGAGCAUCGCUAGUGAUGACACUCUUUUAUAAAACCAGACUGGGCACUGUUAGCAUAUGUAUGCAUUAAGAAGUAUAUUUCAACAAUGGUGUAUGCUUGUUGUA